This is a messenger RNA of Procambarus clarkii (red swamp crayfish), 2201 nucleotides long. Lineage: Eukaryota; Metazoa; Arthropoda; Malacostraca; Decapoda; Cambaridae. The record is from RefSeq and is a predicted model, not a curated record.
UGGAUGCGAGGCUUCCGGUAGCCAGUGAGCAAGACGCGUCAGGGUACUAAGCCCACAUGCUGUGUGGCGCCUCCGCUAAGCCUGUGUCGCCUCUGCUAGAGAUCUGUGUCGCCUCUGGAACACUGAUACACCCGCCUAGCGCCAACGCUAUUUACUAAUGCAUCGGUAUGGCUACACGAACACCUCGUGGAGUGAAGACGGAUUACGUGUUGGUGACAUGGCUUCCAAAGCACAGUUCAGAAGAGGGAUCCAAACUUCCUUCAUACCAUAUCCGAUGCCGGAAAUGGAGGAGUGGCAGUUCCCUGUGAUUCUGAACCCCGAGACUCGGCAGCGCUUGGGCUUGAGAGGCGAGGGAACCCUUCUGGUCAAGCCCAGCAGCAUCACUCUGGUCGUCAACGGCUACAGGCUGUGCGAGUGGAGCUUAUCAAGCAUCAGGAGGUUCGGCUACUCCACCAGCAACUUCCAUUUUGAGGCCGGUCGCAGGGCAGCCACAGGAGAGGGACUGUUUACCUUUCUCACUAACAAGGGUAAACGUAUAUAUUUACAAAUCAUGCAGUAUAAGAGCUUCUACCAGUUUGACCUCCUGUGCCAGCGAGGGCUGUCCCCAGAUCAGAUCAUCCAGACGAUCACAAGUCGCGAGGAGGAGCAAGACAGGUCCACUCUGAGGCGAGCCCCUCGGAGCCAGAUUGGUGUCGUCUCCAGUACAUCUCAGACGGAAUUUAAAAGACCUAACUGGACCUCUCAACCAGACCUCACAAAACCCAGCCACAUCUCUCAGCCAGACCUCAUCCGGCCCAGCCGCAUAUCUCAGCCAGACCUCCUAGAAACAUAAUACACGAUGAUCAAUAAUGUUGCGAAAGCAGGGGUGAGGCCUUUGCAGCCGUUGCUUGUGUGUGAGGAUUUCUUUAUAUGGUAAUCUGAUUCCGAAUUGCGCCUCUGUAACUAGUAAUCGAUUGUGUGAUCACUCGAUACCUCCCUAGGAUCAGUACAAUCACUCGUUAACCCACGACGGUUUUGUCAUAUAGUUUAACCUGUGUACGGAGCGUGCUCUAAUACUUCCACUUCGUAUACAAGACUUUUUUACUCUCUCUUUAAAAUGUUGGGAUCAGAGUGACCUCAGAUAGUCGAAUAAUCUCUUUACAACAUCCAGGCAGAUGGACAGUGAUACCCACAGUAACUAUCAACAAUGUACAUAUUCCAAAAAUAUAUUUCAGGAUAGUAACAAGUAAUUAGUGAGAAGAGACAGAACAGCUGAGCCUUGGUAUUGGCAUCUGCAAGCAGAUUCAGUACUAAGAGCUGUUGGUAUUCUUUCUUAGAGGUUAGUGUGUUGGAUGAUAGAAAUAUUAGCGUGCACUGGAAGAGUUAAAGGUUGUCAGCCUGUCAGAAGACGUCUGAUAGGAGGAGGAAAAUAUUGGGUUAAUAUUACGGGAACCUUUUGUAUUUAAGAGUCCACUCCUGCUACUGUAAAAAUUUUUAUGUGAACCAACAAGGGUGGGCAAUAGACAGCGAUGAUACUGAUGUAAGGGUUGGUAGGUGAGCAACUUUCAGUACUAACAAAGCCUUUAUAAACACACUACAGGAAGCUCACGAUGUGUGUAUUUUAUGUAGGGAUCUUGGAUCAAAUGUUAAUGACUCCAGAUGACUAGGUAAAUUAUUGUUUAUCAUUUGUCAAAAUAAUGUGAUGAAGAUUUUGGCAGACCAUUAAGAAAUCAAUUUUAAUAAAAAAAUUAACAGCAGUAUUGAGGGUUGCUAAUGUAGUGUCAGUUUUUAAAAUUGAUGACAGAUCUCUGCUUGGUUUAUAAUUACAAUCCAACUAGCUUAACAUCAAUUGUUGGAAGAAUUAUAUGAAGCAUUGAUAAAAUAAUUUAUUACCACCUUGAUUUUUUUUAAAUAAUAAGUACAGAUUCAGUAGAAGUAAUUUAUAUCUAACAAAUUUACUUUUUAAUAUAUUUACAUGUAUCUGAAGAGAUUCAGUGGUAAAAAUUAUAAUACUUUUAUAUCUUGACUUUAGUCAUUCUAAAAAUAUAAUGUAUUUACUCCUGUGCCUGAGUUUUGGCUUGGUGUUGGACUUAGUGUCUAAAGGCUGUAUCUAGCAGUAUACUGUAAUCCUGAACAUAAUCCAGGGCUAAAGUAAUCUCUCAGUGUAUAUGCACUGUGGAGCGGGGUCCACCUGUCAGUGUUCAUAUUCCAUGUGUGUCAGA